UGUCCACCCACAUGACAGCCGGAGCGAUGGCCGGGAUCCUGGAGCACUCGGUCAUGUACCCGGUGGACUCGGUGAAGCUACUUACUGCCUUGGUUCGGGGACCUGGAUGUCUCCUCUUCCUUGAGAUCCCAGACUGCCCAAGUUAAAAAAUGUAGGCUCCGAGUGGGCAGGGAUGUAUGCUCUUCUGGUCACCACUGUAUUCCCAUUGCCAGACACAGUAGAUGCUCAAGACAGGGUCUUGCUUUGUCGCCUAGGCUGGAGUGCAGUGUUGAGAUCAUAGUUUACUGCAGCCUCGAACUCCUGGGUAUGAGGAAUCCUCCCUCCUCAGCCUCCUGAGUAGCUGGGAUUACAGAGAAGCCCAGCCUCCUCCCAGGUGGGAACUUGCACUGUUGAACUAAGGCCCAGAGGAGGGUGGAAACAGGAGGAAGGAAGGCUCAGCGGUCACAUCAGAGGCAUUUCUGCUCAUCAUUGGCUCACAAGAGGUGGCAGUAGUGGUUGGUGGAGCAGUGGCCAGACCCUACAACCCACGAGUUAUUGCAAAGCUGGGCUUCUACCAGAAACACGAAUGCAGAGUUUGAGUCCAGAUCCCAAAGCCCAGUACACAAGUAUCUACGGAGCCCUCAAGAAAAUCAUGCGGACUGAAGGCUUCUGGAGGCCCUUGCGGGGCGUCAACGUCAUGAUCAUGGGUGCAGGGCCAGCCCACGCCAUGUAUUUUGCCUGCUAUGAAAACAUGAAAAGGACUUUAAAUGACGUUUUCCACCACCAAGGAAACAGCCACCUAGCCAACGGGAUAGCUGGGAGUAUGGCCACCCUGCUCCACGAUGCGGUAAUGAAUCCAGCAGAAGUGGUGAAGCAGCGCUUGCAGAUGUACAACUCGCAGCACCGGUCAGCUCUCAGCUGCAUCCGGACGGUGUGGAGGACCGAGGGGUUAGGGGCGUUCUACCGGAGCUACACCACGCAGCUGACCAUGAACAUCCCCUUCCAGUCCAUCCACUUCAUCACCUACGAGUUCCUGCAGGAGCAGGUCAACCCCCACCGGACCUACAACCCGCAGUCCCACAUCAUCUCAGGCGGGCUGGCCGGGGCCCUCGCCGCGGCCGCCACGACCCCCCUGGACGUCUGUAAGACCCUUCUCAACACUCAGGAGAACGUGGCCCUGUCGCUGGCCAACAUCAGCGGCCGGCUGUCGGGUAUGGCCAAUGCCUUCCGAACGGUGUACCAGCUCAACGGCCUGGCCGGCUACUUCAAAGGCAUCCAGGCGCGUGUCAUCUACCAGAUGCCCUCCACCGCCAUUUCUUGGUCUGUCUAUGAGUUCUUCAAGUACUUCCUCACCAAGCGCCAGCUGGAAAAUCGAGCUCCAUACUAAAGGAACAGGCUGUGGGAAGGGAUCAUAGAAUCUUAAAGUCAUUCUCUGCCUGCAUCCAGCCCCUUGCCCUCUCCUCACACCUAGAUCAUUUUUUUUUUGCAGGGUGCUGCCUAUGGGCCCUCUGCUCCCCAAUGCCUUAGAGAGAGGAGGGGAUGGGACGGCUGCUCACCAGAAGGCUGUCUGCAGGGGCAUCCGAGGUGGUGGUGGACAGGAAAGACUUGGGAAGGGGAGCGAGAAAUUGCUUUUUCUCUUCCUCCCUGGGCAGAAUGUAGCUUUUCUGCUUCACUGUGGCAGCCUCUUUCCUGGAUCUUUAGAUCCCAGAGGAGGGAAGAAAAUUUGCAGUGACUGAAAACAGUAAACAAAUUUUUUAUGUAUAUAAAAGUUCCAUUACACAGUACAAAAUAGAUGGAUAAUGUUUAUCCUUUAUUUUUCUACGUAGAAGUUUUUGAAUUUGUGUGUGUGCUUGUGCGUGUCUACACCUAGUAUUACGGCUGGGACUCUCCAGCUAUUUUUGUUGUUAUGUUUUUAAAUAAGAGGAUUGAAUUCUUCCAUCAGGUGAACGAAAAAGGCACCAAAGUAAUCACUGAAUGUGGCCUGCGGCUGUGUUUAGCCCCCCAGAUGGAAGUUUCACUUGAAUGUAAAAUAAUAAAGUUUAUAUUUUGAAUUUCUCUUUUCAUGGGGGAAAAAAGGUACGUUAAAAAAAAUCAAAAUAAUGAUAUGUCACUUGCAGCUACCCUUUUUUUUUCUUUUAAAUUCAAUCAGCCACCUUCAUGUGCCUUUUUCCUUUGUCUUUCCCCAAAAUUCCAGGACCAGAGAUCUGGCCCUGGCCUAUUUUCUCUUGCUGUGUACACACACGCACACAUGCCAGGUGGCAGGAUCUCGCACGCUGGAGGGUGGUGGAGCCCAGCAGAAUUGGGGUGACUGGGCAUAAACCUGCUGAGACCGCUUCCUCCCCUGGUUGUGAGUGAUGUGAAUGCCUGCCUUCCCAGGUCAGCACUUAGAAGCCCUUGAUAGGCAGCAUUUGGCGACUUGUGGGGCAGGUGUUUGGGAUAAAUCCUACCUUCAUCCUAGGACUUGUUUCUGCAUCAGCCUUUUAACUCAGGCACUUCAGGUAACGUGAUCUAUGUGUGUUUUGACUGAAUCUCAUCUCCCGUGUUUCCCUGUGCAGUCUAGGGAAGCAUGUCUCCGGUCUUUGUCUGUCCCCCUGUCUUGUCCCAACCAUUAAUUCUCAUGUCACAGCUUCUCACUGCAUGUGACAAGAGCUAGUCCUGUCUGCUAGGGCCCUGCGGCUGAGGUCUGACCUGGACCGUCAUGCCCGAGUCGGAAGACCCCUCUCCAGAAGCCAUUUUGCAUCCUUGUCUGCUCUGCGUCACCCGAGAACACAGGCUUCGCAGCCUCGCUUUCUGAAAUGGUGUGUGCCGAGUCAGAUUGCCGCUCAGAGAAAAUACAAGCCCGUUUUCCCUAGCUGCGCCAUUUGGUGCUCUGCCAGGCUGCCGUGCAAGGGAAUACCGAUGAGACGAGCUGCACUGUCUCUGAUUUGGAGCCCUCACCGGAGCUUGUCUUUAAAAAUGAGCAGGAAGCUCAUGUGUGUUUGCAUUUCAGUGAGCCGGGUCCUGACCUGCCGCCACCCAGCACGGUCAGUGUGGUGCAUCUCACCGAGGAGGCGCAGGCCUGGAUUCUUUUGAGUGGUGCUACUGCCUAGGAAGUAACACGUGGAGAAUUUCCGUCUUGGGACCAUGCACACAGUGCCUUGGGGGGUAGAUUUUGCCCUAAUAGCGAUGAGGAAUUUUAUCAGUCAGUUGACUUCCUUUUUCAGAUCAGGAAUGGGAAAGAGCCAAACUGGGUACCUCCCACGUGUGCCCCGUGAACAGCCCCUUGCAGCUGGGCUAUGGGGCUUGGCUGCUGCCCUGUCCCAUCUGGGGGUUAACACCUCCUCCCUGCUCUGCUCCCCACUCCCCAAAACCAGUCGCGGCCUCAACCCGCAUGGGGAUGUAGAAAGCCGUAAAGUCCACGCUGCUGUUGAAAAUGUUCGCAUCUCCGCUCUCAACCUGCCUUGGGUUCUUGUUAAAUGGUGUUAAAUUCUGAAAAUGGAGGGGAAAAAUCAAACUCUAAAUUUCAAAGUAGAAUUUAAAGCAAAUUUGUAAAAAAAUUAUCCUACCACCCCUUUUGGUCCACUUAAGAUAUGCCACGCUGAAGCAAGGUAUUUCCUACUGGAUUUUGCUUUCACUGGUGUUUAGAAAAUAAACUUGAUUUCUCUAGGAGCACUCCUUUGGUUAGGGGGAUGCAAGAAGGAGAGGUGAAGGUGGGGUGCGGUGGCUCACGCCUGUAAUCCCAGCACUUUGGGGAGGCCAAGGCAGGCGGAUCACUUGAGGCCAGCAGUUUGAGACCAGCCUGGCCAACAUGAUGAAACCCCAUCUCUACUAAAAAUACAAAAAAUUAGCUGGGUGUGGUGGCAGGCACCUGUAAUCCCAGUUACUUGGGAGGCUGAGGCAGGAGAAUUGCUUGAACCCAGGAGGUGGAGGUUGCAGUGAGCUGAGAUUGUGCCACUGUACUUCAGCCUGGGCGACAGAGUGACUGUCUCAAAAAAAAAAAAAAGGCAAACACCAGACCCUGGAGCCCUAUGGGCCCUGAUUGCAGGCCCCUCCCUGUAUGAUUGAGGGAUGAGUCAGCUCGGGGAGCCACUUGGCCAGCCUGCAUGCCUGGUCAUCAGGAGGUUGAGGAAAGCCUUGAAAGUUGUGAAGCACUGAGCAGAUACAAGUGUUUGUUAAUUUUGUAGAAAUUAACUUUCCCCUCUGGCCUUUAUCUCCAAAGUUGGUAUUGUUGCCCCGUGCAGACUGCAGUCUGGUUUCUUAUUGUGACUUUGACAUUGCAAAGUGCGAAAUAGAGGCCUCCCCACCCUGCUAUCCCACCCUGGUGACCAACUCGGUAUAACCGUUGGACAUACUCAGUCAUUGGUGUCUUCGGAGUGACAUCUGCAGCCAGCCAGUGCCACCUGAGUAUAGCACUCGUACUUUUACGUGGUGUGUGUGUGUGAGUAGCUCUUCUGCCCAAACCAUGAUUUGAGGUUCAACUACCUGUAGAUCAAAGCUUUAUUUUAGAAUGAUAAACUGAUUUUUUCCAAAUGGGUGAAAUCUUCUCCCCAUGACUAUGUUUUCUUAACUUUGCAUUGAAUCUAUUUACUGGGUUACAUUCUACGUGUAGUUUGCUUUCUUCAUUUUGUUUUUCUUUUAAAAUGCGCAUGUCUUAUUCCAAGCACCUUCCUCCAAAGUCCCCAUAAAGCUGCAUCUCCAACACAUUGUUAUGCCAAUAAGGUUUUAUUUAACUUUAUUUAAGGAUGAUUGUGUCUUUGAAUGACAAAUGUACUGCUGCUUCCUACCUGCAAGACGCACAAUGUAUGUUUUAAGGGUGAGCAAGUGUUAUCUCUUAAAUUUCUCAAAUGCCCGUAGUAACUAUUGUUUCUGCCUCUCAAUUGUUGCCAGCUCUUUGAAGAAGGGGAGAAUUGUGUGUUUUUGUGUGGGGAUGUUUCUGAUAUGCUGCUACAGUUGCAACACUGGAGCUAGAGAAAAUAAAGUACUGAUCUUCGAA
Symphalangus syndactylus (siamang) is the source of this 4951-nucleotide messenger RNA. RefSeq names its product solute carrier family 25 member 37 (gene SLC25A37). Gene Ontology annotation, molecular function: ferrous iron transmembrane transporter activity. Gene Ontology annotation, biological process: iron import into the mitochondrion. NCBI's taxonomy places the organism in Eukaryota, Metazoa, Chordata, Mammalia, Primates, Hylobatidae. The record is from RefSeq and is a predicted model, not a curated record. Gene Ontology annotation, cellular component: mitochondrial membrane.